AUGGAUUUCCUUCUUAUUGGUCUCUGUUUAAACUGGCUGCUGAGGAAGCCCCCGGGGUUGAUAUUGUGUACGCUGGGUAUCUUUUCUAAAAUGCUUCCAGCCGUGAAUAGUGGGUGUCCACAGCUAUGUCGGUGUGAGGGCAGGCUUUUGUACUGUGAAUCACUGAAUCUUACAGAGAUGCCUCGCAACCUGUCGGGCAUGAUGGGCUUGUCUCUGCGGUACAACAGCCUUUCAGAGCUGCAUGAUGGACAGUUCACAGGGUUAAUGCAGCUCACGUGGCUCUAUCUGGAUCACAAUCACAUUUGCUCAGUGGAGGGGAAUGCCUUUCAAAAAUUGCGGCGAGUUAAAGAGCUCACCCUGAGUUCCAACAAAAUAACCCAACUGCCCAACACCACUUUCCGACCCAUGCCAAACUUGCGCAGUGUGGAUUUAUCAUACAACAACCUACAGUCUUUGGAGCCUGACCUGUUUCACGGGCUGAGAAAACUAACAACUUUGCACAUGCGGUCAAACGCCAUCAAGUUCGUGCCAGUGAGAAUUUUUCAGGACUGUCGCAGCCUGAAGUUUCUAGACAUAGGAUACAAUCAGUUAAAGAGCCUGGCUCGAAACUCUUUUGCAGGCUUGUUCAAACUCACUGAGCUGCACCUCGAGCACAAUGACUUGGUGAAGGUGAAUUUAGCCCAUUUUCCCAGGCUCAUCUCCCUGCACUCUCUCUGCUUGCGAAGGAAUAAAGUUACCAUCGUAGUAAACACUUUGGACUGGAUAUGGCAACUUGAAAAAAUGGAUCUCUCCGGCAAUGAAAUCGAAUACAUCGAACCUCACGUUUUCGAAAGCGUACCUCACCUCAAAUCCCUGCAGCUGGACUCCAACCGGCUGACCUACAUUGACUCCCGUGUCCUCGACUCCUGGAAGUCCCUCACUAGCAUCAGCCUUUCUGCAAGCGCCAGGGAUUGCAGCCGUAACGUUUGCGCCCUGGCCUCCUGGCUGAGCAACUUCAAGGGUCGCUACGACAGCAAUCUGCUCUGUGCCACCCCUGAGUACGCACAGGGCGAGGAUGUUUUGGACGCGGUGUACGCUUUUCACUUGUGUGAAGACGCGGCAGACCCAACGAGUGUUAACACCCUCUCCCCGGUAACGAACAACAGCGACCAAACGUUCAGCUACGGCUCUGCCACCGCCACGUACGACGUGCAGGACAGCGAAGGGGACCAAACGACAUACGCCAUAACUGUGACCAUGCCCGGCGAGAACUCGGAGAACGCCGUUCAGAUUCACAAAGUGGUGACGGGGACCAUGGCACUGAUUUUUUCCUUCCUCAUCGUGGUUUUAGUGUUGUACGUCUCCUGGAAGUGCUUUCCAGCCAGCUUAAGGCAACUAAGACAGUGCUUUGUAACACAGCGCAGAAAGCAGAAGCAAAAACAGACCAUGCAUCAAAUGGCUGCCAUGUCAGCCCAGGAGUAUUACGUUGAUUACAAACCCAACCACAUUGAGGGAGCCCUGGUGAUCAUUAAUGAGUACGGAUCUUGUUCCUGUCACCAGCAGCCAGCGAGGGAAUGCGAGGUGUGA
Pygoscelis adeliae (Adelie penguin) is the source of this 1566-nucleotide messenger RNA. It is a transcript of the gene LRRTM1, whose product is annotated as leucine rich repeat transmembrane neuronal 1. Gene Ontology annotation, molecular function: protein binding. The record is from RefSeq and is a predicted model, not a curated record. The transcript has a single exon. Lineage: Eukaryota; Metazoa; Chordata; Aves; Sphenisciformes; Spheniscidae. Bases 1 to 1566 code for a protein of 521 amino acids.